GGAGAAGGGGCGCAGGUGGCCGCCAUCUUGGAUUGCGAACUGGGUCGCUACGCUUCACGCCAGGGGCGGAGUGGCGGCCCUUCUGUUACCCGCCACACACGUCGCCGCUGGGGACUGGGAAAUCAGGGCAUCGGAGAGUGCCACAUUAAUGGGUCUCUGGAACCUGGCGGUGCCGGGUGUUUCUCGUGUUUUCCCCAGGGCGACAGCGGUCGCGGGGGCGUGUCAGCCGGACCUUUCCCUUGCGGACGCGAAGGCGUGAUGCCAUGGCUAGUCCAGGGAAAGAUAACUAUAGAAUGAAAAGUUAUAAGAAUAAAGCCCUAAAUCCUCAAGAGAUGCGUAGACGAAGAGAAGAAGAAGGAAUACAGCUUAGAAAACAAAAAAGAGAAGAACAGUUGUUCAAACGCAGAAAUGUCUCUUUGCCCAGAAAUGAUGAAUCUAUGCUUGAAAGUCCUAUACAGGAUCCAGAUAUUAGUUCCACUGUACCCAUUCCAGAGGAAGAAGUUGUUACUACAGAUAUGGUUCAGAUGAUUUUUUCUAAUAAUGCUGAUCAACAGCUAACAGCAACACAGAAAUUUAGAAAGCUGCUUUCUAAAGAACCUAAUCCACCAAUAGAUCAAGUUAUACAGAAACCAGGAGUUGUACAGAGAUUUGUGAAAUUUCUUGAAAGAAAUGAAAAUUGCACUUUACAAUUUGAAGCUGCAUGGGCAUUAACAAAUAUAGCAUCUGGAACUUUUCUGCAUACCAAGGUAGUGAUUGAAACUGGGGCUGUUCCGAUUUUUAUCAAACUUCUUAAUUCUGAACAUGAAGAUGUUCAGGAACAGGCUGUUUGGGCACUUGGUAAUAUUGCUGGUGACAAUGCAGAAUGCAGAGAUUUUGUUUUGAAUUGUGAAAUACUUCCACCUCUUUUAGAGUUAUUAACAAAUUCAAACAGACUCACAACAACAAGAAAUGCUGUGUGGGCCCUCUCAAAUUUAUGUAGAGGCAAAAACCCUCCUCCAAACUUUAGUAAGGUUUCACCUUGCUUAAAUGUCCUGUCACGACUGUUGUUUAGCAGUGACCCAGAUGUGUUAGCAGACGUGUGUUGGGCCCUUUCUUAUCUCUCCGAUGGACCCAAUGAUAAAAUUCAAGCAGUCAUUGAUUCUGGAGUCUGUCGAAGAUUGGUGGAACUUUUGAUGCACAAUGAUUAUAAAGUUGUAUCACCUGCAUUAAGGGCAGUUGGUAAUAUUGUGACUGGUGAUGAUAUUCAAACACAGGUAAUUUUGAAUUGUUCUGCAUUACCCUGUCUCUUACAUUUAUUGAGUAGCCCAAAGGAGUCAAUUAGAAAAGAAGCCUGCUGGACUGUUUCUAACAUCACUGCUGGAAAUAGAGCUCAGAUUCAGGCUGUUAUAGAUGCAAAUAUUUUUCCUGUUUUGAUUGAGAUUCUUCAGAAAGCAGAGUUUCGUACCAGAAAAGAAGCAGCUUGGGCUAUAACUAAUGCAACAUCAGGAGGUACUCCAGAGCAAAUAAGGUAUUUGGUAGCUUUAGGCUGCAUUAAACCACUUUGUGAUCUUUUGACUGUUAUGGACUCCAAAAUAGUCCAAGUGGCUUUAAAUGGACUUGAAAAUAUUUUACGUCUUGGAGAACAAGAAUCUAAGCAGAAUGGAAUAGGCAUUAAUCCAUACUGUGCUCUCAUUGAAGAAGCAUAUGGUCUGGAUAAAAUUGAGUUUUUGCAAAGCCAUGAAAAUCAGGAAAUUUACCAGAAGGCAUUUGAUCUGAUUGAACAUUACUUUGGUGUAGAAGAAGAUGACCCCAGCAUUGUACCUCAGGUGGAUGAAAACCAACAACAGUUUCUAUUUCAGCAGCAGGAAGCACCAAUGGAUGGAUUUCAACUUUAACUUACUGGAGGAAAAAAAAUUUAUGGCUAAAAAGGGUAGCUUCAGAAAUGACAGACUUUUUCAUUGAAUGAUGAGGACACAGCAGCCAUAUUAUGCCAAGAGGAAAAAUAUCAUGAUCAUAUUGAAAGAUCAAGCAUGAACUUCCAUUGUGAAGUCUUCUGUACCAAUGCACCAGAGAAUGCCUACCAUCCAAAAAAGCAGUCAGCUGAUGGAAAAGAAGAUUAUUAAACCUUUGUUCUGGGAUUUACUGUUAAAAAACAAACAAAAAACAACAAAAAAGCGGUGACAGGAAACAGUUAAGGAAAUGAUUUAACUGAAGGGAAGCAAGAUUUUUUUUAAAGCAUUGUUCUUAAUCCCCAUGACUGUCCUUCAGUCACAAUUCCAGAAUAAAAGAAUCUACUUUGUGUA
This is a messenger RNA of Pan troglodytes (chimpanzee), 2282 nucleotides long. RefSeq names its product karyopherin subunit alpha 5 (gene KPNA5). Gene Ontology annotation, biological process: protein import into nucleus. Gene Ontology annotation, molecular function: protein binding; nuclear import signal receptor activity. The transcript has 16 exons. Lineage: Eukaryota; Metazoa; Chordata; Mammalia; Primates; Hominidae. Bases 264 to 1874 code for a protein of 536 amino acids. Gene Ontology annotation, cellular component: cytoplasm. The record is from RefSeq and is a predicted model, not a curated record.